Molecule: messenger RNA, 1191 nt
Organism: Penicillium robsamsonii
Lineage: Eukaryota; Fungi; Ascomycota; Eurotiomycetes; Eurotiales; Aspergillaceae
Product: histone acetyltransferase NGG1
Exons: 2
Coding region: 1-1191 (396 amino acids)
Biological process (GO): regulation of transcription by RNA polymerase II
Cellular component (GO): SAGA complex
Molecular function (GO): transcription coactivator activity
Source: RefSeq, a predicted model, not a curated record
AUGACGGACGAUGAGAAGAAAGAGAUUUACAGCGUUGCCCACUUCCCUAAGACCGAUCUUGCCCACAUGGCAGCUGGUGUAGCUCCUGACAAGGACUUCAGCAACGCCAAACCUUCCAACCAAGUCAGCGCGAAUACUUUCCAGACUUACAUUGAACCUUACGUCCGGCCUCUUACCGAGGAGGACAUUGCCUGGUUGAAAGAAAGGGGUGAUCGUACUACCCCAUUCAUCAUGCCCCGUCGCGGAAAGAAAAGCUAUCGUCAAAUUUGGGCGGAGGAGGAUGGAGUGUCCUAUGACUCGAGUCAAGACGACAAGGACCAGCUGCCUUUGAAUCAAGGCCGUGGCAGUAUUGAACAGCUGACUGACGAUAAAGCCGAGACCAACGAAAUCUCGGUUGGACCUCUCCUCAGCCGACUCUGCUCUCUCCUGCGUUACGAGCACCGUACCUUACCCGAAGAUUCCAACCCAACCGCAAAUGGAGAUACUGGUAGUGUGAGUGGAUUGGGUGGAGACGCAAUGGACAUCGAUCAACCCACUGUUGAGAAGGAGAACAAGAGUGAAACCAAGCCUCUCCCGGCUGCAACCACCUUCCGCGACGCAGACCCAAACGACUUCAAAACUUCGGUCGCAAAGCUGGAUCAUGCCCAACUGGAUGAACGCGCCAAGGCCGAACUACGAUUCAUCGGUUUCCUCGGUGCAGAUGAUAACCCAGACUACGACGCUCACUACGAUGAUGAAGUUGCUGAACGACUCCGCCUACUCCAAAGCGAGCUCAAGAAGCAAAUCGUCACCAACAAUGCGCGCAAAGCUCGCAUUCUGAAGAUUGCCCAGGAGCACAUGGCCAUGCUUGAGUUUACUACCAUCCAAGACGACCUCGACUCUCAGGUCCAACAGGCCUAUCUCAAGCGCACCCGCACUAUGGGCAAGAGCAAGAAAGGCGCUCAGCCCAAGCACCGUCCUGGUGGUGCAGGCGGUGGCAGCCACGUCGCUGGUGCUGCGGGAGUUUCCCGUCCUGCCGUCGGAGACGCAGCAAAGAUCGUCAUGGACCGUCGUCGUCGUUGGAACGAGGCAUUCCUGCCUAUCUUUGACGACAUUAAGACUACCAUUCCCUCCGAGGGAGAAUCGAUCUUCGACUCAGAGGUUAUGGCUGAAUACGAGAAAGCCGAGCUUGAGAAUUGGGACGAGGAAUAA